Rubroshorea leprosula is the source of this 2222-nucleotide messenger RNA. The record is from the annotation of a GenBank genome assembly. NCBI's taxonomy places the organism in Eukaryota, Viridiplantae, Streptophyta, Magnoliopsida, Malvales, Dipterocarpaceae.
AAAACCCAUCUCCAGUUUUUGUAGUUGAUCUCUCUUUCUCUAACAGGAAUCAACAAUGGGUGGUGCUCACAGUCGGGAAGAUCUCGACAUCCCAGACUCAGACGAAGAAGAAUACCAGGAAGAAGAAGAAACGUAUGAAGACUCCAAGGACGAGACUCCUGACAGGUCGUCAUCUGGUCGCAAAACCAAAACCCCAUCUUCUGUCGACGAAGUAGAGGCCAGGCUUAAAGCCCUUAAGCUCAAAUACCCGUCAACCAACGCAGCAAACCCUUCUCUGAAAAAUACCGUCAAGCUCUAUCUAUUCAUCGGCGGGAACACCCCCAAGGCCAAGUGGAUCACCUCCGAGAAGCUUGCUUCUUAUUCCUUCAUCAAGACCUCCAACAUCAACGGCUCCAACGAGGAGGAAGAUGGCGAUGAUAGUGAAAAUGAGGACGAAGAUGGAGAGUGUUGGUGGGUCUUAAAGGUUAGUACUAAGGUCAGAGUGAAAGUUGGUCUGGAGAUGGGUUUGAAGACCUUUCCAGAUCAACUUCGCGUUGAUUUUGUGGCGCAAGGCGUCUGGGCUAUGAAGUUUUUCAGCGAUGAGGAUUUUAGAGGUUUUGUUACCAAGUAUAGUGAAAGUUUGUUUGAGAAUACUUAUGGAAUGGAGUCCAAUGAAGCUAACAAGAUGAAGGUUUAUGGAAAGGAUUUCAUUGGGUGGGCUAAUCCUGAUGCAGCUGAUGAUUCAAUGUGGGAGGAUGCAGAGGAUAGUUUACAGAAAAGCCCACAAUCUGCAACCCCGGUGAGGGCAAACCAGGACUUGAGAGAAGAGUUUGAGGAGGCAGCUAAUGGAGGGAUACAAAGCUUGGCACUGGGUGCAAUGGAUAACAGUUUCUUGGUUGGCAAUUCUGGUAUACAAGUUGUCAAGAAUUUUGCUCAUGGGAUUCACGGAAAAGGUGUUUUUGUUAAUUUUGAUGGUGGGAACCAUAGAAGCAGUUCUAGUUUGGUGCAUUCAACACCAAAGAAGGCACUUCUUAUGAGGGCUGAGACUAAUAUGCUUCUCAUGAGUCCUAUGAGUGAGGGAAAGCCUCAUACAACAGGGCUGCAUCAGCUUGAUAUUGAAACUGGGAAGAUUGUCACUGAGUGGAAGUUUGGGAAGGAUGGGGUUGAUAUUACGAUGAGGGAUAUUGUAAAUGAUAGCAAAGGAGCACAGUUGGAUCCAUCUGGAUCAACAUUCUUAGGAUUGGAUGAUAAUAGGCUUUGCAGGUGGGAUAUGCGUGACAGAAAAGGAAUGGUUCAGAAUCUUGCAAGCGCUAACACCCCUGUUCUAAAUUGGACACAGGGGCAUCAGUUUUCAAGAGGCACUAACUUCCAGUGCUUUGCAACCACUGGGGAUGGUUCAAUUGUUGUUGGGUCUAUUGAUGGGAAGAUCAGGUUGUACUCAAGCAGUUCUAUGAGACAAGCAAAAACAGCUUUUCCUGGUCUUGGUUCGCCCAUCACUCACGUGGAUGUUACCUUUGAUGGGAAGUGGAUAUUGGCUACAACUGAUACCUAUUUGAUUCUUAUCUGCUCCCUUUUCACCGAUAAGGAUGGCAAGACAAAGACAGGUUUUAGUGGUCGUAUGGGGAACAGGAUUGCAGCUCCAAGAUUAUUGAAACUGACUCCUCUGGAUUCACAUUUGGCUGGGAUUGACAACAAGUUCCGUAAUGCUCAGUUUUCAUGGGUCACGGAGCACGGGAAGCAAGAGCGCCAUCUGGUUGCAACUGUUGGCAAGUUCAGCGUGAUAUGGAACUUCCAGCAGGUUAAAGACGGGUCUCAUGAAUGUUAUCGAAAUCAGCAGGGCCUGAAGAGCUGCUACUGUUACAAGAUAGUCUUGAGGGAUGACUCCAUUGUUGAUAGUCGCUUCAUGCAUGACAAGUUUGCAGUCACUGAGUCCCCUGAAGCCCCAUUGGUUAUUGCAACCCCAAUGAAAGUUAGUUCAUUCAGCAUAUCUAGCAGGCGAUGACAUGCCGGGAAAUCAACCUUCCUUUGUCCACUUUCACGUGUGAUUGAAGCCGCUAAUGCUUUCUUCAAAUGUACGAUUUGUACUACUUUAGUUAGUGUGUUGGCAAGUAUUUCCCUGGAAUACUGUUUCCUAAUUGUGCUAAAUACUGAUUUCUGUUUGCUAGAAGAUGAUUAAUAUUGUUGGCUUAGUACUUUGAUGGAGCAGGAAUUGCUUCUUGUAUCAGUAAAUUUAGACCUUUAAU